UAUAACCCUUUGUGAACUUCCUCAUUUAAUGCAAAUCAUUAUUUGCUAUUUUUGAAAUAUUAACUCAAUUGUAAGUUGACUAAUCAACUGCAUACAAUGAUUCCACGCAUAAUAAUUGCUUUGCUAAUCAUCGUUGUUGUAUCUUCAACGCAAGAUUGCCUAUCCAAAUUUCGAUGCGAAGGUGGUAAUUGUAUUCUUAAAUCGUAUGUUUGCGACGGAGACAAAGAUUGCGAAGAUAACAGUGACGAGAGAGAUUGCUAUUCCAGAGUUUGUGACUUAGAAUCCGACUUUCGAUGUGGAAGUGGGCAAUGCGUCCUGAAAUCAGAAGAAUGUGAUGGAAGAUGGGACUGUUAUGAUGGCACUGAUGAAUUAAAUUGCAAUUGUCAAUCUAAAUUUCUAUGCGAAGACGGAUAUGAUUGUUAUGACGAGUUAGAAGCUUGCGAUGGAUACCAAGAUUGCGAAGAUAACAGUGACGAACGAGAUUGCCAUGCCAGAUUUUGUGACCCAGAAUCCUACUCUCGAUGUAGAAGCGGGCAAUGCGUCCUGAAAUCAGAUGUAUGUGAUGGAAGAUCAGACUGUGCAGAUGGCAGUGACGAAUCAAAUUGCACUGCCUCAAACUGCCCAGGUUUUUUUUGUGGAGAAGGAGUAUGCAUACGUUCUUUUCACAGAUGUGAUCACAAGGAUGAUUGCGUUAAUGGCACUGACGAAGAGGGUUGCCCUCCCUGGUGCACUGAGAAAAAUAACUUCCGGUGUGGGAGUGAAUGCAUUGAGAGAUUCCGGCUCUGCGAUGGACGUAGUGACUGUCCUGACGGUUCCGAUGAGGAAGACUGCGAUUUCAAUCCAUCGGAAGAAUGCUCACCAGGACAAUUCAGAUGCAACAAUGGUACAUGCAUUUCGUGGAAUUGGAUCUGCGACAGUGUGGAGGAUUGCUCUGAAGGGGAAGACGAAGAUGACUGCCCACCUAAUUCUUGUGAAGAGGGGGAGUUCCAGUGCAGGCAUGGACUCUGCAUCCCAAAAGAGCAAGUUUGUGACGGUAUUUUUCAAUGCUUCGAUAAGUCUGAUGAAAAAAUUUGCUCACAAUCCGAAUGCAGAGGAUAUUAUUGCGGCAACAAAGAAUGUGUUCCUCAAAAAUAUAGAUGUAACAGACUGCAGGAUUGCAGGAACGGAAAUGAUGAAGAAAACUGCUUAACUUAUCAGUGCCGAGAUUUUGAGUUCAGAUGCGAUGAAGAUCAAUGCUAUACUGAACGUUUUCUUUGCGAUCAUGACAGGGACUGUUUAGAUGGAAGUGAUGAAGAUAACUGUGAUUAUAAGAAAGAGGAAACUACUGAAAUGCACAGAAUUAUUGAUGAACUGGACGAUUCAAGUGUUUUUAAAGAGUUUUUUCUGAGCAUUUUCAAGCGAAAUUCAACCAAAUCUUAAUACUUCAAAUUAAAACAUACUCAAAAUGUUAUAUUCUUUUUAGUUUCAAUAUUUAUUUCUAUUGGUGUUUAAUCAAAAAGGAACUUUAUAUGUAUUUGACCUUAAAUAAAUCAUUCAAUGAACAAAUAGGAAA
This is a messenger RNA of Parasteatoda tepidariorum (common house spider), 1552 nucleotides long. RefSeq lists its product as uncharacterized. Gene Ontology annotation, cellular component: plasma membrane. Lineage: Eukaryota; Metazoa; Arthropoda; Arachnida; Araneae; Theridiidae. Gene Ontology annotation, molecular function: protein binding. The record is from RefSeq and is a predicted model, not a curated record.